This is a messenger RNA of Aphanomyces astaci, 594 nucleotides long. RefSeq lists its product as hypothetical. The transcript has a single exon. The record is from RefSeq and is a predicted model, not a curated record. NCBI's taxonomy places the organism in Eukaryota, Oomycota, Saprolegniomycetes, Saprolegniales, Verrucalvaceae. The coding region runs from base 1 to 594 and encodes 197 amino acids.
AUGCGCCUCAACGUGUCGUCCAUGCUCGAGCGCCUCCAGGACCAGACUGCCUCAGACAACCUCUACCUCCAGCAAUGCCUGGACGAAUACGGCGAUGCCGUCCUGGAAGAGGACGAGUUCCACGAAACCAACAACCCCAUCAUGGACAAGACCCUUCUUGACGCUGGCGCCGAAGGAUUCCGUGUGUUAACAAACUUUACACCGGAGGAAUUCGAGGUCAUCUGGGGGAAUGCUGAAUCUACUAUGACAUCACGUUGGAAUGACGGUCGUGGUCGGAAGUCCGCAACAAGUGCCAAAGACCCGUUCUUUGUUACUUUAACGGUAAUGAAACACUACCAAACCUGGGAAAAGCACGCUGUGGACUUCGGCCUGAAGGCACCAACCUUGGAGAAACUCGUCGUGAUGGAUGUCGGCGUGUGCUCGAAGCUCCUGUACACCUGUUUCAUGUCUCUGCCCCGCAUGACGUCGCUGCGCUCCAAGGACAAGGUGUUCACUCACUGCCCCUAUGCACUGUAUGCGACGGACGUCAAGUUCCAGCCGGCCCAUCGUCCCUCCAGCCGCUUCGGUGAACAAAAGCACUCUGUACGGCUUUAA